CCCACAGAACCACAGCUCCCAGCAUGCCUCGCUCCCCACCAGUCUCGUGUGACGAAGCAAAUUCAUUCUCCAAAGAGAAAACUCCCGCCCCCUGGCCGUGCCGGCAGCUGGGACCGGCGGGGAGCUGGGCCGGGCGAGAGGGGCGCCAUGCCGUGGGGCAGCAUCGAGGUGGAGGCGAAGUUCACGGCUGGGCCGGACACGGAGGCCAGGCUGGUGGCGCUGGGGGCAGCCCUCGCCGGGAGCUCGUCCUUCCGUGACCUCUACUAUGACACCCCCGACCUGCGCCUGACGCGGGCCGACCACUGGCUGCGGCUCCGCCAGGGGGCCGGCUGGGAGCUCAAGUGCCCCCCAGAGCCGCCCGCGGGGGGCACCGGCGGCGUCCCAGAGGCCGCAGCCCAGGAGCCUCCCGCCGUGGCCACCACCUACCAGGAGCUGACGAGCCCCCGCGCCAUCGUGGGCCGGCUGUGUGGGGUGCUGGGCGUGGCCCCCGCGCCCGCCUGGGACCAGGUGCCCGGGGCCGUGGCUGGCCUGGACCUGCAGGAGUUCGCCAGCUUCGGGACGCGGCGCCGCAGCUACCGGCUGGGGGGCCUGCGGGUGGACCUGGACCAGGCGGAUUUCGGCUACGCCGUGGCUGAGGUGGAGGCCCUGGUGGGGGCCCAGGAGGAGGUGCCGGCGGCGCUGGAGGAGGUGCUGCAGCUCCGGCGGGCACUGGGGCGGGACGGUGCCACCCGUGUGCCCGGCAAGAUGAGCGUCUACCUCCAGCGGCAUCGCCCCCGGCACUACGAGGCGCUGCUCCGGGCGGGGGUGCUGGCCGGGGACCCAGAGCCGCCCCCCCACGGCGACGACACGGCGAAACGGGGCCCCUCCUAAGUGAUGGAACUGGCAGGGGGGCCGGAGGGCGAAAUGGGGCAUCCUAGUGCAGGGGAGGAUUGGGCAUAGAUGGGCCCCCUCUGCAGCACAGUGCCCGCUAGCACCAGGGGGGAGAGAUUGGGCAUAGAUGGGCCCCCUCUGCAGCACAGUGCCCCCUAGUGCUGGCGGGGGAGAGAUUGGGCAUAGAUGGGCCCCCUCUGCAGCACAGUGCCCGCUAGCACCGGAGGGGAGAGAUUGGGCAUAGAUGGGCCCCCUCUGCAGCACAGUGCCCCCUAGUGCUGGCGGGGGAGAGAUUGGGCAUAGAUGGGCCCCCUCUGCAGCACAGUGCCCGCUAGCACCGGGGGGGAGGGAUUGGGCAUGGACCGGCCCCUUCUGCAGCACAGCGCCCCCUAGUGCCAGGGGGAUUGGGCCUGGACCGGCCCCUCUGCAGCACAGCGCAGCGCCCCCUAGUGCCGGGGCGGAGGGAUUGGGCAUGGACCGGCCCCUUCUGCAGCACAGCGCCCCCUAGUGCCAGGGGGAUUGGGCCUGGACGGGCCCCUCUGCAGCACAGCGCCCCCUAGUGCCGGGGGGAUUCGGCCUAGACUGGCCCCUCUGCAGCCCAGCACAGCGCCCCCUGGUGCCGGGGGGAUUGGGCCUGGGCCUGGACUGGACCCUCUGCAGCCCAGAACAGCGCCCCCCAGCUGCAGCCCAUGUAAGGCUCCCAAGGUGAAAGAACACGCCUGUAACAGCAGGGCCCUAUGGGGCUGGCCCACGGCCGAGCGGCUCCCUGCAGUGUGACCCAUAGGCCUGGUCCACACUACAGCGUUAAAUCGAUUUAACGCUGUACCCGUCCACACUACAAGGCACUUUAAAUCGA
Gopherus evgoodei (Goodes thornscrub tortoise) is the source of this 1726-nucleotide messenger RNA. It is a transcript of the gene THTPA, whose product is annotated as thiamine triphosphatase. The transcript is spliced from 3 exons. Lineage: Eukaryota; Metazoa; Chordata; Testudines; Testudinidae. The coding region runs from base 148 to 870 and encodes 240 amino acids. The record is from RefSeq and is a predicted model, not a curated record. Gene Ontology annotation, molecular function: thiamine triphosphate phosphatase activity; magnesium ion binding. Gene Ontology annotation, biological process: thiamine diphosphate metabolic process; dephosphorylation; thiamine metabolic process.